AUGGCAGACAACACACCGAAGCAAAGAGAGUCCAUUUCUCUCACACCUGUGGCCCACGGCCUGGAGAACAUGGGGGCCGAGUUCCUGGAAAGAAUGGAAGAAGGCCGGCUCCCACACAGACCCUCAAGCCUGGCAGAGGGUGGAGGCAGCUGGACCAGAACAGAGAAGAAGCCCUUCUCCCGAUGGAGGAGUCUGCAGCUGACUGCACAAGCGAGAAGCUUCUGCGGGGAGCACCGGCAGCUGUUUGGAUGGAUCUGCAAAGGCCUGCUGUCUACUGCAUAUAUUGGCUUCCUGAUCGUUGCCUGCCUCCUGGACUUCCAGAGGGCCCUGGCGCUGUUUGUCCUCACCUGCGUGGUUCUUGUCUUUCUGGCCUACGGUCUGCUGAAGAGGCUUCUGGGGUCCAGGCUGAGGAGGUGUGUGAAGUUUCAAGGCCACUCUUGCCUGAGCCUCUGGCUGAAAAGAGGUCUAGCCCUUGCUGCUGGCCUGGGCGUGAUCUUGUGGUUAUCUCUGGACACUGCCCAGCGGCCCGAACAGCUGGUGUCUUUUGCAGGGAUCUGUGUGUUCCUUGUCCUUCUCUUCGCUGGCUCAAAGCAUCGCCGUGCUGUGUCAUGGCGGACCGUGUUCUGGGGCCUUGGGCUGCAGUUUGUGCUUGGACUCUUCGUCAUCAGAACAGAACCAGGGUUCGUGGCGUUCCAGUGGCUAGGUGAUCAGAUCCAGGUCUUCCUGAGUUACACGGAGGCCGGCUCCAGCUUCGUCUUUGGAGAGGCUCUGGUCAAGGAUGUCUUCGCCUUUCAGGUUUUGCCCAUCAUCAUCUUCUUCAGCUGCGUCAUGUCAGUUCUGUACUAUCUGGGUCUCAUGCAGUGGGUGAUCCUGAAGAUUGCCUGGUUGAUGCAGGUCACUAUGGGUACCUCAGCCACUGAGACACUGAGUGUGGCAGGAAACAUCUUUGUGAGCCAGACUGAAGCUCCGCUGCUGAUCCGGCCCUAUCUGGCAGACAUGACGCUCUCUGAAGUUCACGUUGUCAUGACUGGAGGCUAUGCUACUAUUGCUGGCAGCCUCCUGGGCGCCUACAUCUCCUUUGGGAUCGACGCUGCCUCCUUAAUCGCGGCCUCCGUCAUGGCGGCGCCCUGUGCUCUGGCCCUCUCCAAGCUGGUCUACCCAGAGGUGGAGGAGUCCAAGUUCCGGAGUAAGGAAGGCGUGAAGCUGACGUAUGGAGAUGCUCAGAACCUCGUGGAAGCAGCCAGCGCUGGGGCUGCCAUCUCAGUGAAGGUCGUUGCCAACAUUGCUGCCAAUCUGAUUGCCUUCCUGGCUGUACUGGCCUUCAUCAACGCGGCCCUCUCCUGGCUGGGGGACAUGGUGGAUAUCCAGGGACUCAGCUUCCAGCUCAUCUGCUCCUACGUCCUGCGGCCUGUGGCCUUCCUGAUGGGUGUGGCCUGGGAGGACUGUCCGGUAGUGGCUGAGCUGCUGGGCAUCAAGCUGUUUCUGAACGAGUUUGUGGCCUACCAAGAGCUUUCCCAGUACAAGCAGCGACGCCUGGCAGGGGCCGAGGAGUGGCUUGGUGACAAGAAACAGUGGAUCUCGGUCAGAGCAGAAAUCCUGACGACCUUUGCCCUCUGUGGAUUCGCCAACUUCAGCUCCAUUGGCAUCAUGCUGGGAGGCCUGACCUCCCUGGUCCCCCAGCGGAGGAGUGACUUCUCCCAGAUUGUGCUCCGGGCGCUGAUCACAGGGGCCUUCGUGUCCCUGGUGAAUGCCUGUGUGGCAGGGAUCCUCUAUGUGCCCAGGGGGGGCGAGGUGGACUGCGUGUCUCUUCUGAACCAAACUGUCAACAGCAGCAGCUUUGAGGUCUACCUGUGCUGCCGCCAAGUCUUCCAGAACACCAGCUUGGAGUUCGGCCAAGAGGCACUGGACAACUGCUGUCGAUUUUACAACCACACAGUCUGCACAUAGCUGGGACUGAGCAUCUUCCUAACCUCAGGGCUCAUCCAUCCCAGAGAGGCCACGGGACUCACCGCUACUCCCACCGUACAGCUGGGAAAGGGUGCUGCUGUGACUGAACGAUGCCUCCCACCCUGGUCCCAGCGCUGCUCCCACGUCCUACCUCUCUGAGCGUGAGUUCCCGUGUCCGGCCGGCUCCCUUGCCCUCCGAGAGCCGACAUUCUGGUCCUCUCCACUCCACUUUCCUUGGGACCCUCAUGUGCACCUGGCCAAAGCCUCCUCCCUGCUCCCUCCCAGGCACCCGAUCUGCUGGGUGCCCCCAGAAGCUGUCUCUAGAGACCUUCCUUCCCCCAGUCCCCAAGAGUGCUUUCCAAACUGGUGUCCUGCAGAGUGUCAUCUCAUUAGGUGUGAUGUCAGAGCGGCCCAGGACCCACUAGGUUUGGCACACUGCACUCACUGAAGGUAGUGGCUCUCAUGCGGCCCAUUCUGGCCUUGAGCUCAGGCUGCAGCAGAGGUGACCCUAUUCCUCAGCUGCCAUCACCCCUGAGCACUGGGAGUACAGGUGUGCACCAUCACACCUGGGCCAUAAGGACUUCUUAUUUGGGCUUUGAGAUCUCAGUGGGUAAAGGCAUCUGCGGCCAAGCUUGAUGAACUAACUCUGACCCCCCCCCCCCCCGGGCCCCCAGGGGGAAAGAAGAAUCAUCUCUGCAUGUUGUCCUCUGCAUGUGUGCAUGACACAUGCUCUGCUCCUCCCAACUAAAAAAAACAUAAAAUGUAACUCAAAACCUUUACUAUUUGUGUGUGUGGUAUGUAUGUGAGUGCCACCAUAGAGGUGCGGAGAUCAGAGAACAACUUUUGAGAGUUGGUUCUCUUCUACUUUAUAUGAGUUCUGGGGAAGCUCUUUACCUGCUGAGCCAUCUGCCUGCCCAAGAGCUUUCUUUGUUGUUUUUUGCUUGUUUGUUUGUUUGUUUGUUUGUUUGGAACUAAGUAGACCAGGCUGAUCUCGAACUCUCCAAGUUCCUCCUAUCUCUGUCUCCUGAUUGCAGGGUUUAAGAGCAUGCAGCAUUGUAGCUUUUUGUAAAAAUGUUACUUUUUGUUUAUAAUUCUUUGUCUUUAUAUUCUUGUACCUAUGUUGUUUGUGGGUUCUUCCGGUUCUUCUUUUCUCUGUCUCUUGACAAUGUUUACUCUACUCAGCCUGGCUUUUCCUGGCCCAACUGUCCCCAGGGAUCAUCUCUUCAUAGUCGGCCAGCCUAGUCAC
Molecule: messenger RNA, 3193 nt
Organism: Apodemus sylvaticus (European woodmouse)
Lineage: Eukaryota; Metazoa; Chordata; Mammalia; Rodentia; Muridae
Gene: Slc28a1
Product: solute carrier family 28 member 1
Exons: 17
Coding region: 1-1947 (648 amino acids)
Biological process (GO): cytidine transport; pyrimidine nucleobase transport; uridine transmembrane transport
Cellular component (GO): membrane
Molecular function (GO): pyrimidine- and adenosine-specific:sodium symporter activity
Source: RefSeq, a predicted model, not a curated record